This is a messenger RNA of Meira miltonrushii, 1579 nucleotides long. RefSeq names its product putative G-protein beta subunit Bpp1. The coding region runs from base 494 to 1534 and encodes 346 amino acids. The transcript has 2 exons. Lineage: Eukaryota; Fungi; Basidiomycota; Exobasidiomycetes; Exobasidiales; Brachybasidiaceae. Gene Ontology annotation, biological process: G protein-coupled receptor signaling pathway. Gene Ontology annotation, molecular function: signaling receptor complex adaptor activity; protein binding. Gene Ontology annotation, cellular component: heterotrimeric G-protein complex; cytoplasm. The record is from RefSeq and is a predicted model, not a curated record.
AAGCCUCCAACAAUCUUUCGCAAUCUUCAAACUCACCUCAAACAAAGAGUCGCUGAUCAGGCGGCACGCCGUAAAGGAUUACAUAGCAAAAACAGCUUUAUCGGCCCGUCUUUUUCUUCUGCAAUUUACGGACGACGGUUCCUAGACGCGAGAAAGAGGACAGACGAAAAGACUUGGCCAUCGGAUUCAUUCUGGGCGCUCAGUACUAAUAUCACUUUGCGUAAUCUCGUCAGAAAAACUUCACAUUGAUCUACAACAUCCAACAGUAAAAGCAACGGGAAAAGCAAGCUACUGUCUUUGCUCAAACGAUUGUGAUCACUAUUUUGGCAUCUUGUGUGUAAAAAGACGAUCAAUAGGUACUUGCACCUUUUGAACUCCUUUACAACACGAUCGAUCUUCAUCACAUCUUUGGGCGUCACGCAAGCGUACCCUUUGAUUGCAAUUUUGGUCACUCAACUAAUCAAUCUUUCAUACCAGCUCUACAUCAGACAUCAUGGCUGCCGUUGACCUACAGGAAAAGAUUGCAGCAGCGCGAAGGGAGGCGGAUGGAUUGAAGGAACAGAUACGGUCACGAAGGGACAAGAUGGCAGAUACAAGUUUAAGGGCAAUGGCAGCAGAAAUAGAACCUCUACCGCGUAUCAUGAUGAAACCAAGAAGAACGUUGAAAGGACAUUUGGCAAAGAUCUAUGCAAUGCAUUGGGCAUUCGACAAGAGGCAUUUAGUGUCUGCUUCGCAAGAUGGAAAGUUGAUCGUUUGGGAUGCCUAUACAACCAACAAAGUUCAUGCUAUUCCUCUUCGAUCUUCAUGGGUCAUGACAUGCGCAUACGCUCCUUCUGGGAACUUGGUCGCAUGUGGUGGUUUGGAUAACAUUUGCAGUAUUUACAAUCUCAAAUCAAGAGAAGGAAAUGUCAAGGUGGCCCGUGAAUUGAGCGCGCAUACAGGGUAUUUGAGUUGCUGUCGAUUCUUGAACGAUCGUCAAAUACUAACAAGUUCUGGAGAUAUGACUUGUAUGCUGUGGGACAUCGAAGCAGGCGUACGUGUACAAGAAUUCAACGAUCAUACAGGUGAUGUGAUGAGUAUCUCAUUAAGUCCUAAUCCGAACUUGUUCGUUUCAGGAGCGUGCGAUGCAAUGGCUAAAUUAUGGGAUAUACGAUCAGGGAAAGCAGUUCAAACAUUCUCAGGACAUGAAAGUGAUAUCAACGCAGUGACUUUCUUCCCCAAUGGUGAUGCAUUUGCAACUGGAUCUGAUGAUGCCUCUUGUCGUUUGUUCGAUUUGCGAGCGGAUCGAGAAUUGAACUCUUACACUCACGACAACAUACAAUGCGGUAUCACAUCUGUUGCCUUUAGUGCUUCUGGACGUUUGUUGUUUGCCGGGUAUGAUGAUUACAACUGCAACGUUUGGGAUACGCUCAAAGGAGAACGUGUGGGUGUUUUGGCGGCCCAUGAGAACCGGGUCAGUUGUUUGGGCGUCAGCACAGAUGGAAUGGCGUUAUGUACGGGAAGUUGGGAUAGUCGUCUUUUGGUUUGGGCAUAAAUACUAUUGUCAAGCCAACGGCAAGGCCUUUUCUCACGUCACAAC